Messenger RNA from Lathyrus oleraceus (garden pea), 663 nucleotides. Its product is annotated as DEAD-box ATP-dependent RNA helicase 31. The record is from RefSeq and is a predicted model, not a curated record. The coding region runs from base 1 to 663 and encodes 220 amino acids. The transcript has 5 exons. Lineage: Eukaryota; Viridiplantae; Streptophyta; Magnoliopsida; Fabales; Fabaceae.
AUGAUGUUGACUACAAGAUUACUAUUGGUUUAUCAGGUUCUUGUUUUUUGCACAACCGCUAUGGUCACAAGACUUGUUGCUGAUCUCCUUGGGGAGUUGAACUUGAAUGUGAGAGAAAUCCAUUCAAGAAAGCCUCAGAGUUAUAGAACCAGAGUUUCUGAUGAAUUCCGGAAGUCAAAGGGUCUCAUCUUGGUUACUUCGGAUGUAUCUGCACGUGGAGUUGAUUAUCCAGAUGUUACUCUUGUUGUACAGGUUGGUCUACCGGCUGAUAGAGAACAAUAUAUACAUCGACUAGGUAGAACGAGGCGAAGAGGAAAAGAAGGGCAGGGCAUACUGCUACUAGCUCCUUGGGAAGAGUUCUUUUUAGCUACUGCAAAAGAUUUACCUAUUGGGAAAGCUCCGGUCCCUUCAGUUGAUCCUGACACUAAGAAAAAGGUGGAAAGGGCUCUAUCCAAUGUGGAGAUGAAAAAUAAAGAAGCAGCAAAUCAGGCAUGGCUUGGUUACUACAACUCUAACAAGAAAGUGGGGAAAGAUAAGUAUAGGUUAGUGGAGCUUGCAAAUGAGUUCAGUCGAUGCAUGGGGCUUGAUAGCCCUCCAGCUAUUCCUAAGCUUGUCCUUGGCAAGAUGGGUCUUAAAAAUAUCCCUGGUUUACGUUCCAAAUAG